Messenger RNA from Oryza sativa Japonica Group (Japanese rice), 1553 nucleotides. RefSeq lists its product as uncharacterized. The record is from RefSeq and is a predicted model, not a curated record. Gene Ontology annotation, biological process: mitochondrial translation. NCBI's taxonomy places the organism in Eukaryota, Viridiplantae, Streptophyta, Magnoliopsida, Poales, Poaceae. Gene Ontology annotation, cellular component: mitochondrial small ribosomal subunit. Gene Ontology annotation, molecular function: structural constituent of ribosome.
GACCCGGCCCAGCUUCAUCUGGUAAGUGGUAACCCUAAACCCCCUUCCUCUCUUCCGGCGCCUGGGCGCUCUUCCCCCCUCUUCCCCGCCGCAAUGAGGCGCUUGGUGACGCACCUCCACCGCCUCUCCCACCGCGCCAUCCCUUCCCCGCCUCCAUCUCGACCCCCAACCACCACUAGCCUCCCCUUCCUCCUCUCCCGCCGCCUCCUCUCCGACGACGCCGCGCCUCCGCCCGCCGCCGACGUCCCAAACAAAGAGCUGAAGCGGCGGUUGGAAACUUACUAUGGGGUGGACGAUGAGGCAGAACUACCAUCUGUCACAGAGGCUGUUCUUGAGCGGAAGCUUGCGGAUGUGCACAGCGAGACGGACGAUGAACUUAUCGAGGAGCUGCGCAGCAAACCACUCCCUGAGGUUCGUGACAGGGAUUUUGAGUCCGACUUUGAGGAGAUGCACGAUACUGAUGAGGAGCUGGACAACUUGUACAACGCCAGACAGUAUGUGGAGAAAAAGAUCAAGAGUGACGAGUUCUUUAAUAUGGAUGACGACAAGUGGAAUAAGAUGAUCAAGAAGGCUGUGGAUAAUGGCCACCUCGGUAAUAUGAACGAAUGUGAGAAUAUUUUGGAGGACAUGCUCCACUGGGACAAACUAUUACCUGAUGAAAUUAAAAAGAAGGUGGAGGCCAAAUUUAAUGAGUUGGGGGACAUGUGUGAGAAGGGAGAGCUUGAACCUGAGCAGGCUUAUGAAUUAUUCAAAGAGUUUGAGGAUAAGAUGGUUUCAGAGUGCACAGAACUAAUGGAAGCUGAGAACCCAACUGACGUGGAUGAAUUUUCUAAAAUGGAAAAUAAGAGUGUUAAGUUGGACGAUCCACCUGGUGAGGGACCUGUUCUAAGGUGGGAGUCACGUAUUGUCUUUGCUCCUGGAGGUGAUGCAUGGCAUCCCAAAAACAGGAAAGUUAAACUCAGUGUGACUGUCAAAGAGCUGGGACUUUCACGACAUGCCUUCCGACGUUUACGUGAGGUUGUUGGGAAUAGGUACAAUUCUGGAAAAGAUGAACUCACAAUAACUAGUGAAAGGUUUGAGCAUCGGGAAGAGAACAGGAAAGAUUGCUUGAGGACAUUGUAUGCUGUAGUAGAAGAUGCAAACAAGGCCAAUAAGUUGGCUGAUGAUGCUAGAAAUGCAUAUGUUAAAAACAGACUUAAGGCCAAUGCUCAAUUCAUGGAAAGGUUGAAGGUGAAGACACAGAAAUUGAGGGUAGCUGCAUAAGGGGCUCCUGGAGCUACACGCUCUGGAACAAUUCCUCUUUCAUGAUAUCAGUACGGUCAUUUUGCAACAAAGGAUGCGGCAGUGAGACGUAGAACGGGAGCAAAAAUGUUUUGUUGUAAUUUACAUGUGUUGCCUUGUUUGGACGGCCUGUUAGGUUUAUCUUUAGCUGAAGCUACACUUUUUGAAUUUACCGUGACCGAGCAGGCCUGUUUACAUGAUCGCAUAGUGAACUGGCUGUAUCCUGAUCUUCUCUACAAAUAACAAAUUGCUUCUGAAAACUCAGUCCGUUA